AUGACUACACAAAAAGAUGCCUCCAACUCCGUGGCUACGGAAACAAGUAAACAAAUCGAUGUCAACACGAAUGCUCCUUCAGCCGGAAACGAUUCAAAAGAAACAAACUCUGAAAAGAAAGAUAACGGUAAAACAACUGCGCACGGAGAAUAUAAUUCGAAUGCUACACCAAAUCCUGCCGUUUCCCUUCCCUUAUCACCGACACCAAAUUUUUAUUAUACCAAUGGUGCAGCUCAAAGUUAUGUAGACCAACAAACCGCUAUCGCUGCUGAGGCAUACCAAGCUGCUAUGGCAGCAGGAUAUGAUGUUAGUGAUCCUAACGCUUUCGCUGCGUAUGGUCAAUAUGGAAUGCAUCCGCAGUAUUCUCAAUUCUAUUCCGCCGAUUAUGGUACUGCAUAUUCUGGAACACCCUCUCUUCAAGGUCAAACUUCUCCGUCCCUAGCUCCACAACCUUUGAGUCCUUAUUUUACUGCUACUAGUCCUCCAAUAGCUUAUUAUCCUACGUCUCCUCAAGUUGGCCCAACCGGAAUAAUUCAUUCACCCCCAAUGCAUCCAUAUUUAUAUUCACCGCAAUCUCCUUACGGGAUGUUGCACACACUCUCCCCUACCCUUUCACAUACUUCAUCCUCUGCUCCUAACUCUCCACCUCCUCAAUAUCUUCCCGGUCCAGGAGUUCCCUCACCUAAAGUUGGUCCUUUAAAUAGUAGUCGUGGAAUCAAUCGUUCUCAAGCAACUCAUUAUAAUUAUGGCAGAAGAAAUUCUGGUUCUAAUCAAAUUCCCAAUCUCCCUAAUUAUAAUAAUCCUACAAAGACCACUAAUAUUUAUAUUCGUGGUUUACCACAUACCACCACCGAUGAAUCUUUACAUUCUAUGUGUUCCAUAUAUGGUGCCAUCACUUCUUCAAAGGCUAUUAUCGAUCAAAAACAAGGUGAUUGUAAAGGCUAUGGCUUCGUGAUGUAUGAAACUGAAGAUCAAGCCAAGCAUGCCAUUGAACAAUUAACGCGAUUGGGAUUGCAAGUUUCCUUCGCUAAGGAAUCUUUUAGUACAAGAUUGAAAAAUCUUCAGGAUUUGGCUUCAACAAAUAUAUAUUUGUCAAACUUACCAUUGGACAUGAAUGAACAGCAACUUGAGGAGCUAUUCCAUCCUCACAAAGUUGUUUCUAACAGGAUACUCAGAGACACUAAUGGAACAAGUCGUGGCGUUGGUUUUGCCAGGAUGGAAGAUCGUGAUUCUGCUUUGGCUAUCAUUCAAAAAUUCAAUGGACAUCAACUUCCUGGAGCGGGCUUACCUUUGCAAGUUCGUUUUGCUGAUUCAUUGGCACAAAAGAAGUUGAAAGGACAAACUGCCAAAAAACGGAUGUGGAGAGCACGCGAGUUUGCAUCAUUAGGCGGACAAAUUAUGUCUCAAGUUCCUGUUACUCCUGAGCAUAUGCUGGGAAUGGCCGCUCCUGGAUCACCACCAGGACCUGGUGCUUACCUUCAGUAUUUCCCAGAGGGAGUUCAACCUGCUGGUGCUUUUCCACCUGGUUCAAUCUCUCCAACAUUCGGUCCUCAAUAUGCUGCGGCAAGAUAUUUUCAACCGAUUUAUCCUGGACCGGUUUUACCGCAACAACAUCAAGGAACAGAAGGGCAGCCUGCGGCUGCCGCUGUAGUAAUCUCAAAUCAGUCAGAUAACACCAAUAAGGAUGUAUCUAACUCUGGAGGUAGUAAUGAUCCUACAGAAGAAUUGAGUGAAUUAGUUCAAAAGAAACUAAAUGUUGAUGGUGGCAGUGAUAAGGAUGGUUGUGCCGAAGUUGGCGAUAAACAAUAA
Messenger RNA from Funneliformis mosseae, 1809 nucleotides. The record is from the annotation of a GenBank genome assembly. NCBI's taxonomy places the organism in Eukaryota, Fungi, Glomeromycota, Glomeromycetes, Glomerales, Glomeraceae.